This is a messenger RNA of Cotesia congregata, 366 nucleotides long. The record is from the annotation of a GenBank genome assembly. Lineage: Eukaryota; Metazoa; Arthropoda; Insecta; Hymenoptera; Braconidae.
AUGUUACAUCUCCGUAAAAUAGAAAUUCCUGAAGAAAAUUUAAAACUUGUAGAAGAAAAUACCAAUGUUUAUGUAAAUGAUGAAGAAAUAGGAAAAGGAACACUUUAUGUAACUACUAAAGAAUUAGUAUGGAUCAAUAAUAGCAUCCAGAAAGGUUUUUCCUUUGGAUACUUUCAAAUUCUUCUUCCUAAUAUCUCGCAAGACAAAGAAGAACAUGAGCAAUCCCUUAAUAUUAUGGUCGAUGUUGACAUUAAUCUUCUAGAGCGUGUUUUCACUGAAGUGAAAAUCACAGUUGACAAUGCUGAAAAUUUGAACAACUUGUUUCAAGUUGUAUGUGAAUGUCAUGCUUCAUUUAAUAAUAUGUAG